AAGAAUUUGAGAGAGAGAGCGCUAUGGAGGGAAGAGAGACCCAGACCAAAAGCGAAGGAGGCGAAGCUCUGAGAUCGCAUGCUGCAAUUCGCUGUGCAAAAGCCGCUCUUCUUCUUUCUUCGCUCAAAUCGCCGCCCAAUCGCAGCGUCGACACCGCAAUCGACAACGACGACAUUUUGGAGAAGGAGAUUCUCAGGAGAGAGAUCGGAGAUCUGAAAAUGGAGGUUGCGAGGGAGCGACUCCAGAACAAGAGGAUCAAGCUCUGCGGCUUGUUGGAGCUUCUUCUUCAGCUGGUGUUGCUCUUGGCCCUUUCCAUUUUCUUUUUCAUGCUCGCGUUCGAAAAUGGAGCUUAGUAGUUACUCUUUCCUCUGUGAAAUCGGAGUUGCAGUAGAAAAUAAGUAAAUAAUUCAUUAGCAACGCGACACCUUAUUAAUUAGUCCUAAUUUUCAUUAAUUUUCAUGAAUUUUUAUUAUCUUUUUGGUCUGUUGAUUUGGAUCGGUUGAGUUGGGCUGUAGUGAUCGAGCAAAUACUGCAGCUACAAUUUUUGUUGUGCUUGUGUGGUUUUAUUUUGGGCUUAAAAUCAGAUAAGGUCCAUAUGGUUUACUCCAUUC
Molecule: messenger RNA, 611 nt
Organism: Prunus dulcis (almond)
Lineage: Eukaryota; Viridiplantae; Streptophyta; Magnoliopsida; Rosales; Rosaceae
Exons: 2
Coding region: 24-353 (109 amino acids)
Source: RefSeq, a predicted model, not a curated record